Molecule: messenger RNA, 3404 nt
Organism: Pangasianodon hypophthalmus (striped catfish)
Lineage: Eukaryota; Metazoa; Chordata; Actinopteri; Siluriformes; Pangasiidae
Exons: 7
Coding region: 140-1717 (525 amino acids)
Source: RefSeq, a predicted model, not a curated record
CCGUUUAAAGCAGGGCUGAGUGUAAAUGCGCAUGCGCGAGAUUUCCUUCUCCUUUACUCUCCGAAGUGAAAUAGAAAGUAACAGAGACAAGACUGGAAAUAAUGUAGUAAACGUCUAAACAUCUCACGUUGGAAUACGAAUGUGCAGAGUAAAUAGAUGCUGCUCACGUCUUCAACCCCUCAGACAGAGAGCAUCCUGUCUUUACACAUUUUGCUCUCCUAAACCAGCUGUGCUAAUGGUGUUAUGUCUGGACAUGACGUCCUGCUGUGUUCACUGCUGUGUCCUCUUCGUAAUCACACUCAUAUCUAUAACUAUACCUGUAUCGGCUGUCACUCUACGGGUGAAGUUUAAUCAGGCUGCUGCUCUGCCCUGUAAAUGGAGCUGUUCUGGUUCAGUUAAAUGGACUCGAGAUGAUGCGGUGGCUCGGUGUAAUCAGACAUCCUGCUGGUCACUAAAGGGGGGAUUUAAAAUGUCCUAUGAUCAGUACCUGAAGGGAGAUCUCACCCUCACCAUCACUGCAGCUGAUUACAGUAUGAGGGGUUUAUACACGUGUGAGUGUGGUGGCAGAGAAAUUAAUGACGUGCAUCUCAGCAUCGAGAAGCUGAUAUCAUCAGUUCAGCUGAAGCCUGGUGAAGAUCUGCAGCUGGAUUUGCACGUAUCAGAGCGAGUGGAGGUGAUCUAUAAUGGUGGAGAUUCAGCAGAUCCACAUGAUGAACAGAUCUGCACUGUGGAUAGAAGCUCACUACGCUGUACAGCUGAAUACACACCGAGAACAUCACUCACUAACACAGUUCUUACACUGAGAGGAGUAAAGCUGGCUGAUCGGGGAGUUUACAUCGUCCGGGACAGGGGGAAUAACGACGACAUUCAUAUUUACACAGUCCUUGUUGAAGCACCAGGUCCACAGAGUGGUGUGCCAGUGUGGGUGAUUGUACUAAUAGUGGUGGGGAUUGUGGGGAUUGUGGGGAUUGGUGUAACAGUGUAUGUGAAGCAGCCAUGCCUGAGGAGUCAAACACCACAGCAAAGACAACAUUUGAACUGUGAAGACACAAGACAGCCUUUGAACAGCAACUCAGAGACAGAACAGCUAAACAGCAGAAAAUCAGAAGAUAGCUUCAUACAGCAGGGUGAUAAUGGAGUAGAAAGAAGGAUGAGAUCUUCAGAGUUAAAUGGAACCAUGGUGCAGUUCCACAGACAGCCGGCAGAGUCGGAUGAUUUCCCACAGAUGGAUGGUGGAGCAGAGAGAGAGCAGAAAUCGAACAGCCCAACAGCAGUUGAGCAUGUGGACAACCAGGUGGAAGAGUCACAUAAGCUCAGUCAACAGUGCAACACUGGAGAUGAAUACAGACAAUACCGUCAGCGUCAGCGAUCCUACAGCGAUGCAGAUUUAUUGCAGCUAAAGACUCACAUGGACGAGCUGAACAAGCAGCAACAUAACAGUGCCUUAGUGGCAGAACAGUUGAGAAUGAGGAUGCAAGAACUUGACAAGUUCAGUCAGAGGCACAGCAUUGUAUUAGGAACAGCACAGAGCAGUACAAACCCAAACAGCAUCUCGCUGAGGGAACACUUUAGGAAGGAGUUGGAGGACCUGGAUAUGAUCGAAGCAUGGUGUAUUAAGAACAAAGAAAUCCUGAGCCAACUAAUAAAGCAGUAUGACUGUGCAGCAGGGAGGGGGCACAAAAGGGGGAGGUCUGAUACUGAGGUCUGUAUAUUGUAAUGAUGUGUUCCCCUAGACAGGAGGGGAACGUAACAGUGUUUUUUUUUCUUUUUUUCUUUCUUUCUUUCUUUUUUUUUUUUUUUUUUUUUAAAAAAAGGAACACUGUCCACAUGGACCAUGUUUUAUAAACCACAUGAAAUUCUGAACAGGAAGAUAUGAUGAUCACUGGAUUAUUACUUGUAAAGUUUUGUAGUACGUCACUGAAAUCUCUGAACGAACUUAUGUUUUUUAAACCGUGGGUUCGAUAGGUUAACUAUGACCUACAAAAAAGAAAAGUUUAAAGUAUGUUAAAUAAGAAAACUAAUACUAAUAAAAACUAUUAAUCAACAUAAGUUGAUAUUGCCACACUGUAUUUCUAAUUAGCUAAUGACAUUUUUUGUAGCAUAAGUGAGAUCAGAUCUAGACAGAGAUUAGACCUACUGUAGAUGGAGUCAGUCAUCUUCUGGCAGCUAAUACCUGUGGUAGCUGCUCAUUAUUGCGCCCCUAUGGGGAUAUGGUGAUGGAAAAAAAUAUGAGAUGGGAGAAACGUUUAUAUUCCAAUGCUUUUGCAAGUGCUCGCGAAACUUUUGUGUUCCCUGAGAAACUUUGCGUUUGCUUGCGAAACUUUUGCAUUCCCCUGAGAAACUUUGCGUUCUCUCACAUUUUUUUUGUGUUCUCUCGCAAAGUUUCUCAAGGGAAUGCAAAGGUUUUGCGAGUGAACACAAAAGCAUUGAAAUAUAAAUUUUCCUCCCAUCUCAUAUCCAUCAUCAUGUCCCGUUAGGGACUCCAUAGCUCAGGGAUUAGGUUACCUGUCAGGAUUUCUAAAUCAUACCUGUUAACCUAACCAUAGAGGAAAUGGAGAUGUGUGUUGGAAACCCUGUAGAAUUCGGGGGUCAUGCCAAACCCCCGAAAAAAAAUGCUCCAUGCUUUGUUUCUCCUUUUAUUAUGAUUGUCUUUGUGAACAAAGGAUGACCAUUUUUCGACAUAAUACAUUUAUAUAAAGCAUCAAAAAAUAAUCUCAACAAAAAGAAAUGUGUGUGCAUGCGUGUGUGUAGGGAUGUAGCACGUGUAUGGCUGCCCACCACUGUAGUCAUAGCACUCUUUUUCCUGGCUGUACCAUCUGUGCAAGACAACAGCAGCGCCAGGUUAGUUGUCAUUACACAUUAUCACACCUAUAUUUACUUCUAAUUUCCAUUUCAGCAGUGCAGUGAGUGUCCGUCCCCAUUCUUUUCCUCUGAUUUUCACUUUAAUGUCAUCUGAUACCACAAUCUUUACAUCAUCAUUUUGUUGUGUAUCUAUGCUGUUUAGCCGCUGGUUGCUUAUUAGCAUCCACUGUUGGAGGUUUAGUCUUUGUGUGAAAUGAGCUUUAACUCGUGGGAUUAUUUCUUUUAUCUAUUCUAUUAUCUCUUUUUCCAUGAUUAUUCAUUAAUGGUUACAUGAUUUAUUCAUUUAUGAUCAAUUAAAUUUUUAUGUGAUUUCUGUAACUGUCUUUGUUCACUCAUGAUUUAUGCAUCUGUUCUUUGGGUCAUAAUGUUCUGUCCAUGCUCAUGUUUUUCUCCUCUCUUAGCCUUGGGCAUUAUCUGUGUGGUCCUCUUGCAUGCACACAUCAGUAUAAAAGCCUGCUGUGUUCAGUUUUUGUUUACACUAUGGAACGCCCAGGUUGUCUUUAAGCAGGCAUGCAAUAAACCAUCUUUUUUUGUUGUACCCU